This is a messenger RNA of Hyposmocoma kahamanoa, 3551 nucleotides long. Its product is annotated as solute carrier family 12 member 9. Gene Ontology annotation, cellular component: membrane. The record is from RefSeq and is a predicted model, not a curated record. Bases 8 to 2854 code for a protein of 948 amino acids. The transcript is spliced from 19 exons. Gene Ontology annotation, biological process: chloride transmembrane transport; potassium ion import across plasma membrane; cell volume homeostasis. Gene Ontology annotation, molecular function: potassium:chloride symporter activity. NCBI's taxonomy places the organism in Eukaryota, Metazoa, Arthropoda, Insecta, Lepidoptera, Cosmopterigidae.
AGCUACAAUGGCUGAAACUAUGGACCCGCUGGCUCCGAGUGUCAACUCGUCUUCCCGACCCUCGGGUCUGAUGAAUAAGCUGCGAUUGAGGUUCGGCAGAUUGCCGGCUGGGAGAGCUCCAGGAGAAGGAUAUGUGGAAUUCGGAGAGUUCCGCGCAGAACGAACUGCUAUCAAGAAAGUGGGCACCUUCGCUGGAGUCUUCUGUCCCGUCGUGCUGUCCAUGUUUAGUGCUCUCAUUUUUAUUCGAAUGGGUUACCUAGUGGGCAAUGCAGGUCUAUUAGUGACUCUAGCACAAUUCGGAAUGGCCUAUUUAAUAGUGCUCUUUACUGUGAUGUCAAUUUGUGCUAUCUCCACCAAUGGUGCUGUUGAAGGCGGAGGAGUUUACUUUAUGAUAAGCCGAACUCUGGGUCCAGAGUUUGGUGGUGCUAUCGGGACAUUGUUCUUCUUCGCCAAUGUUGCGUCGAGUGCUCUUUGCAUCUCCGCGUGUACUGAAGCUCUUGUUGAGAACUUUGGAUCCAAUGGAUAUCUGGUCCCAAAUAGCCAAGGAAUUCCAGAUGGAUGGUGGUACCGUUUCCUUUACCGUUCCAUUCUUAACGCGGCUGGUCUUGCAGUAUCUUUAGCUGGAGCCUCACUCUUCGCAAGAACCAGUCUGGCGAUAUGGGUCACCAUGCUUGUGUGUCUGAGUAGCGCGUUCGUCAGUUUCUUUGUGGCGCCAUCUCAGGAGAUUCCAAAACCAGAUACAAAUCAGUUGACCAACCAAACAUUCUUCAACUAUACAGGCCUUUCAUCUAAAACAUUCUACGAAAAUUUAUAUCAGGACUAUGGCAGAGACUAUACAACAAAUACAGGACAAAUGGUUGAUUUUGCUUCAGUAUUUGGAGUGUUGUUUACGGGAGUCACUGGAGUUAUGGCUGGCGCUAAUAUGAGUGGUGAACUAAAGAACCCAGGCCGUAGUAUACCCGUAGGCACCCUGACAGCCUUGCUCUUCACUGCAUUAUCAUAUGUAGCUCUGAGCUUCCUUACCGCUUCAACUUGUUCCCGAGACCUGCUUAGAAAUAACUACGUGUAUUUACUGCCUAUUAAUGUGUGGCCACCUUUUAUUGCUGUUGGGAUGCUGAUGGCUACAUUUUCAGCAGGUUUAUCAAAUUUGAUUGGUGCGUCAAGAGUUUUGGAGGCUUUAGCUAAAGAUAACAUAUUUGGUAUACUGCUACGCCCCAUGGUUACUCGUUCCGGCAACCCAGUAUUGGCUGUAAUAGCAUCCUGGCUGCUGGUUCAGAUCGGCAUUAUGGCCGGCUCGCUGAACGCAAUUGCACAAGUCAACUCCGUCCUGUUCAUGACCAGCUACUUCGCUAUCAAUCUGGCUUGUCUAGGACUUGAUUUGGCAUCUGCCCCUAAUUUCAGACCGUCGUUCAAGCACUUUAACUGGAUGACCUCCCUGCUGGGCCUGCUGGGCUGCUUCGCGCUGAUGUUCGCGCUGCGGCCCGCGUACGCCAGCGGCGCGGCGCUGGCCUGCUGCUCGCUGGUCGUGGCGCUGCACCUGCUGUCCCCCGCCGCCGCCGAGCCCAAGUGGGGCAGCCUCAGUCAGGCCCUCAUCUUCCACCAGGUCCGUAAAUAUCUGCUUCUCCUGGAUCCCCGACGAGAGCACGUGAAGUUUUGGCGGCCGCAGAUGUUAUUGCUCAUCGCUUCGCCCCGGCAGGCCGCGCCAUUGAUCGACUUCGUUAAUGACCAGAAGAAGGGUGGUCUUUUCGUAAUAGGCCACGUAAGAGUGGGCCAGCUGGAUGGCUCUGGUGACCCUCUCGCUGCUGAACACAAAUACUGGCUGAAGCUUAUUGACCACCUAAAGGUAAAAGCCUUCGUAGAACUGUGUUUGGCAGAAUCAGUUCGCAGCGGUGCAGCCCAUCUCACAAGAUUAUCUGGACUCGGAGCCAUGAAGCCCGAUACGGUCUUACUCGGCUUCAGGGACACUGCACCGCCCAGGGACUUCUUUAGAGACUCCGUCUCGCCCUACAAAACGGACUCGUUUGACCUGGAGUCGGGCGAUGUUCUGUUCCCGACGCGUCGCGCCAAUGACGCUCGCAUCUCCGCAUUGGAGUACGUCAGGAUAAUUUCCGACGUUCUGUGCGUCAAUAAGAACGUGUGCCUGUGUCGGCACUUUCAUAAUUUGGACAUGGCUGCCGUGGAGAGGAGGAGCGCGGCGCUGAAGUACAUCGACGUGUGGCUGGUGGAGCUGGCGCGGCCCUCGCGCGAGGAGGCCUUCACGGUGCGCGGGCUGUUCGCGCUGCAGCUGGCCGCCGUGGUGCGCUCGGCGCGCGGCUGGCAGCACCUGCGCCUGCGCGUGCACGCCGUGCACGCCGCGCCCGCCGCCCCCGCCGCCCCCGCCGAGCCCCCCUCGCCCACCUCGCUGCACGAAGCCGGUCGUACGGUGUCAGUGGGCAUGGACUCAGAUGUGGACCCUCGGAUAGAGGACCUGGCGGCCGGAAAACCUGUCCAGGAGCGAUUGGAGGAGUUGCUUAAAUUGUUGAGGAUCAACGCUACUACUCAUAGCGUGACGGAGUGGCCUGUGCUAGAGGAGUCAAGAUGGCCGUCGGACAGCGACGAUGCAACCAGCAUAUACCAGAGAAUGCCUCUUAGUUACGUGCAGACUGUAAACAAUAUAAUCAAAAGACGAUGUCAAGAAGGCACUGCUGUGACGUUCGUACAGCUGCCUCCGCCACCGAAGUUGUCGCCCACUAUGACGUCAGAUGACCAGGCCAUCAGUGAACAGUAUCUUAAGGUUUUAGACGAGUUUACGAAAGAUCUUUCGCCAACGAUUUUAGUAAGAGGACUGAAGUCUGUGACGUCUACAGCGUUGUAGCUAUAAGUAAAUGAUCAAGAUACUAUUGUUUUCGCUGUAAUAACGCAGUAGAAAACCUAAAAUGACUAAUUAUAUGGCUUUAAUCACAUCAUAAUGCAGUAUUGCUACCAUUGUUGGUAAACUGACAGAUAAUAAGUAAAAAAAUAUGGUGUAAAUGGCAACACUGAAUCGGAAAGAUUGGUUUCCAGUGUCACCCUGGAAGUACUGCCACCGUAACUUUUUUUUAUUUAAAAACAAGUGCACAUUUGACAUUUUGAAAGUGACAAUGAAAUCGACGAUGGAGUAUACACUCCUAAAUAAUGCCUUUUCACUCUCGCCAAGCCCUCAGCUCAAGGCCCAAGUUAUACCGUUCAGGAAACAAGUUUAAAGGGAAUUCCACUUCAUAAACAUUCGCCAUAUAAAUGUGAAAGCGAAGCGUUUCGUGCAAAUCCUUGGAAUAUUCACAAGAUGGGGUGGAACCGCAGCCUACGUCUAGUCCCUCGAUGAUCGCGAAGGUGACGGCAAAAUUCAAUCGUGCAAUUCCCUCGCACAUUCUCCGUGAUUUAUCCUGGAGAAUACCGAUAAGCAGACACCUUUACGGCGUUGUUCAAGGCUUUGCGGCUUCACAUCCACUGCUUCCGAGUCGCCUAUAAGCCUCUUGAGCAGCUUUUCAACUGAAUCCAAGAUUCUUGUACAUUAGUUUUUCUUUCUCCAUUAG